This is a messenger RNA of Psammomys obesus (fat sand rat), 1031 nucleotides long. It is a transcript of the gene Hmgb3, whose product is annotated as high mobility group box 3. Bases 180 to 782 code for a protein of 200 amino acids. Gene Ontology annotation, molecular function: DNA binding, bending. The record is from RefSeq and is a predicted model, not a curated record. NCBI's taxonomy places the organism in Eukaryota, Metazoa, Chordata, Mammalia, Rodentia, Muridae. Gene Ontology annotation, cellular component: nucleus. The transcript has 5 exons. Gene Ontology annotation, biological process: regulation of transcription by RNA polymerase II.
GCGCUCGCCGCCGCCGCCGCCGCCGCUUCUGCAGCUGCAUCUGCACCCGCACAACUUUCCGGCCUGAGCCUCCUCGAGCGUGCAGAUACUGCUCUCGCUGUGUCUACUCCCGCACCCUUGCCGCCCCUUCUCCUUCUCUGCUGCUAGGUGGCCAGGAAGGAAGAAGCAAUUCAGUCAGGAUGGCUAAAGGUGACCCCAAGAAACCAAAGGGCAAGAUGUCUGCUUAUGCCUUCUUCGUGCAGACAUGCAGGGAAGAACAUAAGAAGAAAAACCCAGAGGUCCCAGUCAAUUUUGCCGAGUUUUCCAAGAAGUGCUCUGAGAGGUGGAAGACAAUGUCCGGCAAAGAGAAAUCAAAGUUUGAUGAAAUGGCAAAGGCAGAUAAAGUACGCUAUGAUCGGGAAAUGAAAGAUUAUGGACCAGCCAAAGGAGGCAAGAAGAAGAAGGACCCUAAUGCCCCCAAAAGACCUCCGUCUGGAUUUUUCUUAUUCUGCUCUGAAUUCCGCCCCAAGAUCAAAUCCACAAACCCUGGCAUCUCCAUUGGAGAUGUGGCAAAGAAGCUGGGUGAGAUGUGGAAUAACUUAAGUGACAGUGAAAAGCAGCCUUAUAUUACCAAGGCAGCAAAGCUGAAGGAGAAGUAUGAGAAGGAUGUUGCUGACUAUAAGUCUAAAGGGAAGUUUGAUGGUACCAAGGGUCCUGCUAAAGUUGCCCGGAAAAAGGUGGAAGAAGAGGAUGAGGAGGAGGAAGAGGAAGAAGAGGAGGAGGAGGAAGAGGAAGAUGAAUAAAAACUUUGUCUCCUUGUGAAUACCUUAGAGUAGGAGAGCGCCGUGAUGGCACAUCUCUUAUUUGAGCUGUGUCUAUUGCCCUUGUUAGGUUUAAUUACAAAAUUUGAUCACGAUCAUAUUGUAGUUUCUCAAAGUGUCAGUGGUUUACAUGAAGUGGCCGUGGGUGUCUGGAGCGCCCUGAAACUGUAUCAAAGUUGUACAUAGCUCCAAACAUUUUUAAAAUGAAAAGGCACUCUGGUGUUCUCCUCA